Molecule: messenger RNA, 6480 nt
Organism: Vicugna pacos (alpaca)
Lineage: Eukaryota; Metazoa; Chordata; Mammalia; Artiodactyla; Camelidae
Source: RefSeq, a predicted model, not a curated record
AUGAGGACACAGAGAGAAGCCAGAGGAGCAGGUGCUCAGAGUGGCCACCAUGUGGAGAGGCAGCAGGGGGUGGCCGUCGCCAAGGAGAGAGGCCCUGAGGAGGCCAACCCUGCCGACACCUUCAUCUUGGACGUCCAGCCCCCGGAACUCUGGAUCUGUGUCUCAUUCAGGUAUGAAAAUGAAAGUCAUCAGCACGGAAGCCAGUCGACCGAAUUUCCAGGACAAACAGGGGAACAGGAACCUUCACGUCGGGUCUCAAGAUCUAGCUUUUCUUCCAACCCUGGUGGGAAAGUUCAAGAUUCCAGUGACCGUUCAAAACUCACUGAAGAAAAUGUUUCAGGAAAGCCCCUGGUACACGAGGAAAAUACCGUAGCAGCGGGUACCGUCUCAGAUGGCUGCGAAGAAGGUGUUGCCAGGGAAACUCCUGAUGCUGUUCAUCCCUCUGGACUUCCGAGAGAUAAUUGCAGAAAUGCAACAGAUUCCACUGCUGGGGCUUUCCAAGAAGAUUCCAGCGUAACAUCAGGGAGCUGUAAUGGAGGAGGGAAGGCUUUUCCCACCAUACAGGGUCUUAAGAACAGUGACAAAAAUGAAUCUCCCUUCAGGAGGCUUUAUGAGUCAAUGAAGUUAGAGUUAGACGUGAAAUCAGAAAAAGUAAAUAUUCUACAGAAUCGCAGAAAGUCAGGAUCACGAAUUCGCUGCACAACAGAAAAAGAAAGUGCUGGUGGUUUAGAGGGCGAGUCACCGAUCUCACUGGUCUCGCUUAAACCCAGACCGAAGUUGAGCCGAAGUCCCCAGAUUAAGGCAGAACAAGGAAGUAGCCAGACUGGGGAACAGAAGAGGGCUGAGGAGACAGCGCAGGCUCCCAAGGACACCGGGAGUCUUGGCAUCCUCCGCACCGAGACGGCGGUGACGAAAACCACGACCCCGCUACGGUAUUCACAGCAGAACUCCUCGCGGAGACGCCAGAGCGAAGACCUGGGGGCUGUCAGCAGACGUGAGUCUGUGACUCUAGAGCAGAGUGAAGGCUUCGGGGCAGAGCAUGAGAUGUUUACCCCUCAGAAGUUCUUGCCUAGGAAUCAAACACCCAUUAAAGUCGAAAACGCUGGUAGUUUUGGAAAUACACCAGAAAAAUUCUCCAAAAAGAGGAAGAGUGUUCCUACAAGUGUGGACAAUCUCCCGACAGAAACAGAAAUGGUGCAGCAGACUGUCCCAGCUCCACUGGUCCUCCAAGCUGAAGGGAAGAUUCAAAACGGCUUUCUCAACAAGACAGCUGGACAGACGUGCCCUGGGGCCCCUGGUCCUGACGCAGCUGAUGCUGGCAGCUUCGGUGAUUCCAUCAAUAAGGUGGAGGGGGUGUCCCUGAAGAGGAGGCGGGUCUCCUUUGGGGGUCGUCUGAGGCCUGAGUUAUUUGAUGAAAACUUACCCCCGAACACACCUCUCAAGAGAGGAGAGACACCAAAGCAAAGAAGGUCUCUGGUGGCGCACACUCCAGCCGUCCUGAAGAAAAUCAUCAAGGAGCAGCCUCACCCAUCAGGGAAAGGAAAUUCUUCAGAAACCUGUCCGGAAGUGACCACCCCAGACACGUGUGCAAGAGCUCCCGCCCCGGCUACUACCAGCACGCCUCCAGCUGCAGCUGAUCGGUGCCGUAGGUCACCCAAGGCGUCUUCUGUCUCCAGUGGCAGCAGAUCUCACCAGGCAGACACUCCUAAGAGAGGAGGCAGAAGGAGCGGCAACCUGCCUUCAAAGAGAGCUUCCCUGGAUCGCAGCCAGCACGGCAUCUUACAGAUGAUUUAUUCCAAGAGAAGGAGUGGGGCAUCCGAGGCCAAUUUAAUUGUGGCGAAGUCGUGGGCAGACGUAGUCAAACUUGGUGCCAAGCAAACACAGACCAAAGCUGUUAAGCGUGGACCCCAAAGACCGCCGAGCAAAAGGCAAAGAAGAGCCAAUACUCCGAAGAAGCCGACUGGCAUCGUUGACCAUCAGUUUAGUACCGGCCACGCAAACUCUCCUUGUACAAUAAUCAUAGGGAAAGCGCACAUCGAGAGAGUGAACGGGCCGGCUCGGCCCUACACGAUGCUGAACAGCUUUGUGUUCAACAAGCCGGCGGACUUCAGCGAAGAUCUUUCAGGCCUGACUGAAAUGUUCCAGACUCCAGUGAAGAAGAAACCACAAAGGAUGAGCCUGGGUCCCUCCACCCUUUCAAAUUCAGGGGAUUUUAUUGGAAAAAAGCUUCCAGCAUCUAAUUCAGGAGAAGAGCCUCUGUCGCACACUUCAGAAUAUUCUGGAGAGAAUGUGUUCCCCAGUGCUCAGGAGGCGCCCGCAGAGCCGUCUGGUAAACGUUCUGCCAGCCCUGGCCGUGUUAAAAUCAAUGAAAGGACUGUGAAAACUCCAGGGAGUGUCUGUCAAGCGCCGGGUGCUAAGAGAGAAACUCCAGGGUCUGAGGCAGCGCCUCCAAAGGCAGCACCGAGUGCAAACAGGUGUAGAAGGUGUGCGGAGCCCAGAGCCAGGCAGAGGCCGGGCUCAGAGAGUGCGAGCGAAGACGCGGAACUGGACGCUGUGGAGGACAUCUUGGGAAGACGUCUGAGAAACGCACCACUACCAGGGCAGAAGCCAGAGGGAAAGGGGAAGGAAAGUGAAAGAUUUUUUGAAUCAUGUAAGAAAAAUAUUGAGUCCAAAGAAGAUUCUGGAAAGAUGAUGGCUGUGAGGAGAUCCAGAAGAGCUUCAGAGCUGAAAUGGGAACCAACAGCAGACCUGAGCACCCUCAUGAGACUACAAGAGACAGAGUUCAAGGAAGACUCAGUGGACAUCCCAAGCGUCCCCCAAGCCCCAGCUCGCGCCAAAGAACCAACAGAUGCAGAGAACAGAGCCACAAAGCUGCGCUGGGAAUCUCCACAGCCCGACAGGAUCAGCUCACCCGCCAGGACAAACACACAGCCCAAGACACCUUCCCGGAAAGGGGAUGUGGAAGAGGUCCCAGCACUUGGGAAGCCCACACAGACACCGGGGGGUGCCACACACACGGACGGAGGACCAGGUGAUGAUGAAAACAUCAACCUGUGUAAGGAAACUCCAAAGCAGAAACUGGAGUCAGCAGAAAAUGUAGCUGGAAGCAAGAGGCGGCCAAGGACACCCAAGACCAAGGCUCCACCCCUGGAGGACCUGACUGGCUUCAAAGAGCUCUUCCAGACCCCACAUCAUGUCAAGGAACCGAUGACUGAUCACAAAACCCCCAAAGUGCUCUGCCAGUCUCCACAACCAGAACCACUUGUCACAUCAACUGGUAUGACCAGACCGCUCAAGACACCUGCCCGGAAUGCGGAGAUGCAGGAAGAUGUCUCAGCACUCAGGAAGCCCACCCAGACUGCAGGCAGCACGAGGCCGUCACACAGAGGACCAGCAGGUGAUGAUGAAAGCAUCAGAUUACUUAAGGAAACUCCAGAGCAGAAACUGGAGUCAGCAGAAAAUGUAACUGGAAGUAAGAGGCGGCCCAGGACACCCAAGGAAAAAGUCCCACCCCUGGAGGACCUGAUUGGCUUCAAAGAGCUCUUCCAGACCCCACAUCAUGUCAAGGAACCAAUGACUGAUGACAAAACCCCCCAGAUACCCUGUAAAUCUCCACGACUGGAACCUGUUGACACACCAGCAAGCAGGAAGGGACGGCUCAAGACAGCUCCCCGAAAAGCAGAGGUGCAGGAAGGUCUCUCCGCCCUCAUGAGGCCCACACAGACUUCAGGGGACACCACGCUCUCACACAGAGGACCAGAGGGUGGUGACAGAGGCACUGCAGUGUCUCAGGAAACUCCAAAGCCGAAACUGGACUCAGCAGAAAAUGUAGCUGUAAGUAAGAGGCGGCCCAGGACACCCAAGGAAAAGGCCCCACCCCUAGAGGACCUGACUGGCUUCAAAGAGCUCUUCCAGACCCCAGAUCACGCAAAAGAACCAGUGGCCGAGGACAAAACCACCAGAAUACCUUGUAACUCUCCCCCAGCUGAGCCCGUCACCAGGAGAACAAGUAGGAAGAGACGGCUCAGAUCCCCGCCAGGGAAAGCGGGCGUGGGAGAGGUCUCAGCGCUCGGGGAGCCCUCGCUGACGCCAGGGGAUGCCACACACAGAGAAGCUGUAGGGGAUGAAAAGGACGUCCAAGUGAUUAGAAAAACUUCAAGGCAGAAACUGGACUCAACAGAAAAAGUAAUCGGUGUCAGGAGUCGGCUAAGAUCAUGUAAGGAGAAGACCCAACCCCUGGAGGACCCGCGUCUCAAAGAGCUGGUCCAGAAGCCCCGUCAGACCAAGAGAACAAUGAGAGCUGCUAAAGCCACGACAGUGCCCUGCCAGUCUCCCCCCGCAGAACCAGCCCCCGGGCCGACGGGGAGAAAGAGACGGCUCAAGUCCCCACCAGAGAAAGUGGACGUGGCCGAGGUCUCAGCGCUCAGGGAGCCCAUCCAAGCACCGGGGGAGACCACGCGCACCCACGGAGAACCUGGCAGUGAAGAAAAAGACACCCAAGUGUUUAGAAAACCUUCAAGGCAGAAACUCGACCCUUCAGAAAAUAUAAUGGGCAUGAAGAGUCGGCUAAGAACAUUUAAGGAAAAGACCCAACCCCUGGAGGCCCCGGACAGUCUCGAAGAGCUGGUCCAGAAGCCAGAUCAGGCCAGGGAGCAAACAAGUGAUGCUAAGAUCCCUGUGAUGCCCUGCCAGUCUCCACCAGCACAACCAGUUACCAGGCCAACAAGUAGGAAGAGACGGCUCAGGUCCCCGCCAGGGAAAGCAGGUGUGGGAGAGGUCUCAGCGCUUGGGGAGCCCACGCUGACGCCAGGGGACGCCACACACAGAGAAGCUGUAGGGGAUGAAAAGGACGUCCAAGUGUUUAGAAAAACUUCAAGGCAGAAACUGGGCUCAGCAGAAAAAGUAAUCAGUGUCGGGAGUCGGCUAAGAUCACGUAAGGAGAAGACCCAACCCCUGGAGGACCCGCGUCUCAAAGAGCUGGUCCGAAAGCCCCGUCAGGCCAAGGAGCUGGGCAGUGGUGCUGCUGGCGUCAAGAGAGCCCCAAAGGAAGCACCUGAUGGAAGAAACCCUGCAAAAAUACCCCAAAGGGUCCUCAGAGCCCCUAAAUUAAGAUUCAUGGAAGACCUCGACCUUGCGGGCAGCGAAGACCCCAUGAAAUCACCAAGUGCAAGCAGCGUUUCCCCGCCGCCCCCCAAGAGGAGACGGGGGGAGGAUGGAAGUGUCACAGGAAGGAAGACACUGCGCUCCACGACUGCCACAAAGGACACCGUGGGUGAGAAGCCACCCCAGAAACCAAGUACAGCCCCCAGGGACGGAUGGCCACAGCCCGAAUCCUUGGUAAUGAGGAAGAAAAGUCUGAGAACUUUGGCACAAAGGACUGAACAAGUGGAGAACCUGCCUGAUGGUGACACGAGAGCCAAAGCUAUGGGCCGACAAGCAGAAGACGCACACCCUCCAGCUAAGGGAAUGUCCCUGCGUUCAAGGGGCCGGAGUAAAACCGAUAUGGGAGAGCAGCAACCUGAGGCUCUCAUAUCAGCAGAAAAGGUGAAAAUGAAGAGAAACGAGAAGAAGCCCUUGAAGACGUCCCAGGAGAAGCAGCUCCAGAGGCCAGAAGAAGGAGCCGACCAUCCUGCCUCCGGGGGCCAAGUUCAGGAGCGCAGGAUGUGCUUGAGGUCGCGGAGACAGCAGAAGACACCUUCGCCUGCUGCAGCGGAGGAGAGCGCCGGGGAGGAAGGGGCGGGAGCCCACGGGGGGAGCCAGGAAGGGGAAGGGGCAGCGGAACGUGCAGGCCUCCCGGGCUUGAGAUCAAGAAGGACUGCAGCCCACCCUCCAGCAACCCCUGCGGAGAGCGAGUCCGAGCGGAGGGUGACGCGGGGGGCCAGGAGACGUGCCGGAGGCCCGCCAAAGGCAGGAAAAUGACAAUGUGUGUGUCAAGCAAAUAAGAUCCAGAAGUCUUCAGGACAAUAAAGACAUGAAGCGAACAAGUUUGAAAUGGAAAAAAAAGUAAUAAAUGUUAGUUUAGUGACAGUUCUAGCACAGCAUUUGCUAUACAUUUUAAAGUGAAUUCUGUAAAUAAUGCUAUUGGUGGAGGUUGGGGGGUUAAGGGAAGAAAGCUUAGAAUUUUCUGGCUCUGAAUAGUUUGUUCAAAAACCCCACAUGGAGGUUAUGAAGGAGACUGCGGGGUCUCGUAGAGUGAUAAAAAUUUAAAACUGGGGGUGAGGGGUCGGGGGUGGGAGUGUGCCACGGUGCGGCCUCCGGCUGUGCGCAGUGAAGCCCUGAUGUUUGUGACUCCGUGGCCGGUCCCCUGGGCCGCAGGCUCUGGCACUUGCCGCAGCCCAUUGUGCAUGCGUCUGUGCUUGUCUCCCUCCCCCAUCAUCUCCGCCCACCGGUCUCUCGCGUGUGUCCUCCGUCAGACUGUGAAAGGCGGCCAGGGCUUCCAGCCUGCACCCCUAGCACCAGGCAGGCACUCAGGAAACAGUA